AUAACGUUUACUUGGGGUGUGUUGUGUGAAAAAUACUUUUGGAAUAUUUUAUAAUAUCACUUCCAUGAUUAGGACGCGUAGAGCAGGGUUUUGCCAACAUCAUAGCGGUAGUCAGUAAAAAAAACAUGAAGAAAUCUUGUCGUUGACGUCAGCUUGGGGGUUUUCUAUAUUUUGCAAGAAGCACGGUUACUUAGUUUGAGUGGAUCUCUGGCAUGUUGUUCCUAACCAGGAAAGUUGAGGUCUGUCUUGAUUGUCUACUAGUCGAGAUCGUCGAGGGACUGUUGGACGUUUAUCGGGCUGUAUGAUAUCGCAUGAAAAGUUAAGCUUAUAUCGAGCCAAAAUGUUUCAACAGCUGUCCACCUCGACAACGAAGAAGAAUCGUUUUUACUUGAACACUCACUGGACUUCAGCAACAGCAGUUAUAAUUCUACUUACUUUGUUUGCAUCGUCUUGUCAUGCAGAGGAAGCCUCAUGUCACGGAGCGUAUGAUUUAUACUUUGUUUUAGACAGGUCUGGAAGUGUGGCGAAUGACUGGGGAGAAAUAUACGCCUUUGUGAAGAAUCUUACUGACCGGUUUGUGAGCCCAAGUAUGAGGGUGUCCUUCAUUGUGUUCUCAGCACAAGCACAAGUCCUGCUACCUCUAACUGGAGAUAGUUACAAAAUCGAGGAGGGCCUGAGACGACUAAAGGAUGUGAAGCCAGCAGGUGAAACGUUCAUGCAUGAGGGCAUUAAAGAGGCCUCUGAACAGAUAAAAGCACAGACCCAAAAGUCCUCCAGCAUCAUUCUUGCUUUGACUGAUGGGAAACUUGAUGUCUACGUACAUGAGCUCACAAUAAAGGAGGCAGAGGAAGCACGUAAAUAUGGUGCGAGAGUUUACUGUGUUGGGAUCAAGGACUUUGAUGAGCAACAGCUUGCUAAAGUAGCUGACACCAAAGAUCAAGUGUUCCCUGUCAAAGAUGGCUUCCAUGCACUCAAAGGCAUUGUGAACUCAAUCUUGAAGCAGUCGUGCACAGAGAUCCUGCGAGUGGAGCCCUCCAGCGUGUGUGUGAACCAGUCCUUCGACAUUGUCCUCCAAGGGAACGGUUUCACCCUGGGCAGAAGCAGCGAGGGGGUCGUGUGCAGCUUCAUAGUCAAACACCAGACCUUCGAUACAAAGCCAAGCGUGGUGCAGAAUAAUUAUCUUCUGUGUCCUGCUCCAGUGCUGUAUGAAGUGGGACAGACAAUGGAUGUUCUGGUCAGCCUGAAUCAUGGCAAGUCCUUCAUCUCCAGUGCCUUCACCAUCACUGCCACAACAUGUUCGGAUGGAUGGGUGGUGGCCAUCGUGUUCCUGGUGCUGCUGCUUCUCCUGGCCCUGGUCCUCAUGUGGUGGUGCUGGCCCCUGUGCUGCACUGUGGUUAUCAAAGACCCCCCUCCUCCUCCUCCCUCUUCGCCACCACCUGAGCCAGAGGAGGAUCCUCUCCCCAAGAACAAGUGGCCGACGGUGGACGCAUCCUACUACGGGGGCCGGGGGGCCGGGGGGAUCAAACGGAUGGAGGUGCGCUGGGGGGAGAAGGGCUCCACCGAGGAGGGGGCCCGCCUGGAGAAGGCCAAGAACGCCGUGGUGUCGGUGCCCGAGGACGCGGAGGAGCCCAUGAUCAGACGGACCCCCAGGGCCACCCCCCCAUGCCAGCAGCAGGAGUCCAAGUGGUACACUCCCAUCAAGGGUCGUCUGGAUGCAGUGUGGGCAUUGCUGCGCCGGCAGUACGACCGCGUCUCUCUCAUGCGGCCGACCGCUGCGGACCAGGGACGGUGUAUGAAUUUCAACAGAGUGCCGAAUCAUUAGAAGAACAAAAAAUGACCAGCUUUCCUGUACAAGUACAAGUAUCCAUUGUGGUCGAUGGAGAGAAAUCUCCUUUUGUAAGAUAUUUUAUCCAAAAAACCCUGUAUCCUCUGUGUUUCUUCUAUAUGCUUAGAGACCCUCCCAGACAGUGGCUCUACACUCUGAAACUGUUUUAUGAACGAAUAUUUGAAUAUUUCGAGAUAAUCAUGGCAGGGACAGAACUGUGUAUUUUCAAACUUGUCUUUUUAAACUUUGCAAGCGCUAAAAAUGCCCAGAAAUGCGGCACAAGGAUGCCAUUCGUAUUCGGUUAGAUUUUUGUGUGCACCAAAGGCUUAACAUAUUCUGACCAUAUUGUGCCUUCUGUGGAAAACCUAAUUUCAUGGACACAGACGGAAGCUAUCUAAAAAGCGGGAGCGAGAGAGGCAGUUUGCCGUUGGCAUGGAAGGAGAGCGAAUCCCAACGGGGCUCACAAGUGCAGAAGUCCGCUGCCUCCUGGCAACGUCUCGUCACGAAGCCUCUCCAACUCUCCACCAUCGAUUGCCUGGCGGGAGCCCUUUGACUGCAGAUCUUGUCAUUUUAACACUGAGAAGUGCACACGCAUGACAAAUUGUAGACAGGACGCCCUGAGGUUUUGGAGGCAGUACGACUUUGCCCUUAGAAGACACCUUUCUUUCAUUAUGCACUAGGGACAAGAAAAAUUAAUAGAGCGUUAUUCCACCGCGAGUCAACCCCGUCACUGAAGAGAUCUCCGGCUACGUUUGAGGGAUGGAUGCCUCAAGAGCUUGACAUCCUGCUUAGUGUUUUUUCUUCUCUUUUUUUUACCCCCUAUUUUUUGCAGUCUGCUCCGUGCUCGUCUAGGCGUACAGCACAUCACAUAAACAUGCCUAUCAGUUCAGAGUUUUAAGAUCCAGAGAUCCAGCUGUCUCACCUGCUCAGCCACAUCGGCCAUCCCAGUCCUCCCAGGGCCUCUUCACGUCUCAGACCACUAGUUCUCUCACCACCACAAUAUCAAAGUUUAAUUAAAAUAAUUAAAAGCAACAGCGAGCAGCAGCCUGUGAAGACUUGGCUGUCUACUUUAUGCUUUCUGACAUUGGAUGACCUAUUACUGUACUGGUGUUAUUUGGUGAAAGAGGGUCUUGGUGAUGCUGCACCAGGUUCAAAACGUAAAGUCAAAGUAACGGAUGCGACGGACGGAUAAGUAUUGUUCAUUUCCAGAAAUUAUGUUUCUGGCCACAUGGCCCCACACCCAGAAAAGAGGGAGAUAUAUAUAUUUGUUGUAGAUUUCUCAAGCGUGCUGUCAUGACGCCAAUCCCAAAUGAUGUUAGUGAGAGCGGAAACACUGUGGGGGAGGAAAGGGGCAGCAGCUGAAGAAAAAGGCUCGAACGAUCCAGUCACUUUCGAUACGGUACUUCAGAUGCAAAAUGGAUAUUCGAGUCGAAACCUGACAAAGCGCGCCGGCUUUGACGGGAACCGGUAUAGACAAUGACCAGUGGCUGGGUCAGUGGGAUGUCUCUGUGCAAGCAGGGAUGCUUAUCAAAUGACACUAAAAAUAAGUUCAACAACCAUCAACUUUGAGAGGGAAUCGGAGAACAUCUCACAUUUGGUGGGCAUGCAAGUGGAGAUGGGUGCGCACGUCUUACCAGUCUAAUUAUUCUUUUGUCUCCUCUGGACGGCGAGCAGCAUAAAUAAUUCCAGUGGUCAACAUAUCCAAAUCCUCGGGGUGCCAUCAUAUUUAUUUCAAACCCAAACACACAGUUAGCCUCUUGCUUAAUUUUCAGUAAGACAUUUUUGAUAGGCCAUUCAGCUUCUUCUUUUAGAGUGACAGUAGAUUGAGGUAUAUUUAGCACUUUUAUAUUGUAUUUUUUAUCUUACAAUUGAGAGCACAAGGCUGUUAUUAACUCCUGCUAAUGAGAUAUUUACAUACUAGUCAAAACACAGCUAUCCGUCUUAUUAAUAACACAUCACAUUCAAUAUAGGAGUUUUUCCUUCACUAUGCAGUCUCCACAUUUCUAUGGAGAGCUUAUACAAAAUAAGGUGUACUUUUUAUUAGUAAGAAAAAUUACAAAAUGUAAUUCCUUGAAUUAGCGUAUACCAAAAAUAGCCUUUUGUUAUGUUAUGUUCUAUAUUUUUGCACUUAAUUUUUACCCCAAAUGCCCUUUUGUAUGUAAGUUGUUUUGAAUGUGGAGAUAUUUGAAUAUUUGACCAAUUUUAUUUUGAAUUUUAAAUGAAUUUUAAAAAUAAAAUAAUAAUGUUUAUAUAUUUUGUUUUGAGGCACACAUAACCUAAACAAGUUAUCAAAAGGUGCUGUAAUAUUUCUGAAAGCAUUGCUGACAACAUUUCCUUCAAGUUUUACUCAACAUUCAGUGUGUUGCCGUAUAUUAGAGGCUGAUUAUCAAUUAUGGUUAGGGAACUGCUUUUAUCACGAGCUAGAUAAACAUGCUUACCAAAGAAUGUGUUGCACAAAAUAGUCAAUUAUAUUUUUUAAGGUUGUAAUUUGAAUGUAAAGUGUUGGUUCUUCUGUGUACAGUUUGACUCUUAGGACCCGUUGUUUUUUUAGUGAAAUAUGAAAGAAUACCACCUUGGUUUUUCUUUUCUCAAAAAGUUCAUGGGUUUGCAUUUGUGUUGCACACUGUAUUGUUUUGUUUAAGUUUCACAUGUUUCAGUAUAAUUUGUCAAAUGUUUUAUUAAACCUUGUAUGGAAAAUA
Osmerus eperlanus (European smelt) is the source of this 4524-nucleotide messenger RNA. RefSeq names its product ANTXR cell adhesion molecule 2a (gene antxr2a). Gene Ontology annotation, cellular component: cell surface; plasma membrane. NCBI's taxonomy places the organism in Eukaryota, Metazoa, Chordata, Actinopteri, Osmeriformes, Osmeridae. The record is from RefSeq and is a predicted model, not a curated record. Gene Ontology annotation, molecular function: transmembrane signaling receptor activity. The transcript has 17 exons. Bases 302 to 1822 code for a protein of 506 amino acids.